This is a messenger RNA of Adineta ricciae, 2490 nucleotides long. NCBI's taxonomy places the organism in Eukaryota, Metazoa, Rotifera, Eurotatoria, Adinetida, Adinetidae. The record is from the annotation of a GenBank genome assembly.
AUGUUGAAGGUAGCAUCAUCGUCUGGUCGGCAACGUCAUCAAGAUCAAUUUAUUCCGUUAAAAAACGUUGCUGUCGAAGUGAAGAUCCAUUCAUUUGCAGCAGAAGUUUGCAUCAAACAAGUUUUCAUCAACAGCGAAGAAACAAGCGCACCGGUCGAAGCUGUCUAUUGUUUUCCUGUCGACGAACAAGCGGCCAUCCAUAGUUUCGAAGCGACAAUCGACGAUGGACGAAAGAUUCAAGGACAAAUUAAAGAAAAGAAAGCUGCACAAAAAGAUUAUUGUCAAGCAUUAAAGAGAAGAGAUGGUGCAUUCUUGCUCGAACAAGAUGAAAACUCGAAUGAUAUCUUUACUAUCAGUAUUGGUUCGCUUAAAACACAAUCGAAAUGUGAAAUAGAACUUCGCUAUGUUCAAGAGCUUGAAUUAAUCGAUGAUGGUCAACGCAUACAAUUCGUUCUACCAACAACUAUUGCACCACGAUAUAGUUCUGUAUCUGCCGGUCACGGUCAUAUCAAAUCGCCUGGAUCAACAUCGAUUCAAUACGUACAAUCAACACCAUACACGAUUUCAUUUUCUUGUAUAAUUUCAUCAUUACCCAUCGCAUCGGUCGGUUCGCCAUCACAUCCAAUCGAAGUUUCACCGCAAUCAAGUAGCGACACAUAUCCAUCGAUAAAUGCUCGUUUAUCACAAGAAAACACUCAUCUUGAUCGUGACAUUAUUCUUAAUAUUGCUCUUCAGCAGCAACGAACUCUUACGUAUACUCUCGUCGAAAAACAAGCAGUAAUGGUUUCACUGGUUCCAACAUUAGAGCUUUGCGACAACACCAAUCGAAUAAAAAAAGUGAAUUGCGAAUAUAUCUUCGUAGUCGAUUGUAGUGGAUCGAUGGAUUCUGAGAAUAGAAUUGAUUAUACCCGACAGGCCAUGUUAGUAUUUAUUAAAAGUUUACCGAUUGACUCGCAUUUUAAUAUCAUUCGAUUUGGUUCCUCCUACGAAAUGUUCCAGAAAAAGAAAAAACUGACAAUCGAAUACAAUGAAAAAACGGCUCAACAAGCAGUCAAGUAUAUCAACAAGAUGAAAGCUGAUUUGGGAGGAACGGAACUUCAUUCGGUUCUUUCUUAUUUAAAAGAAACUCCGCCGGAAGAAAAUUAUUCACGACAAGUUUUUUUGUUAACUGAUGGAGAAAUUUCUGAUGUUGACUCAGUUCUUCGCCUUUGCCAUUCGAUGUCGAAUACCACUCGCAUCUUUUCCUUCGGACUUGGCUCAUCACCAAGCCGAGCCUUAGUCAAAGGCUUGGCUAGAAUGACAAAUGGUUCAUACCUAUUCAUUCCACCCAAAACUCAUGUCGAUGUCGCAGUUACUCGACAGUUAUAUAAAGCACUUGAACCAUGUUUAGUCAACGUUAAAGUGCGAUGUCAUUUUGAUAACAAUGAAUUCGAAAACUGUCGAAUUUCACCGAAAAUUUUACCACCUAUUUAUGCUAAACAACGGCUUAAUGUAUACAUUAUGAUGCCAAAACACAUCGAAGGAAAGUUAUCAGGCACAGUGGAAUUCCUCACGCAGAAUAACGAUCUACUCGAACGUGUGACACUUACGAAUGUUCAGCCUUCGUCAACAUUGCUUGCAACACGUUUGGCAGCGAAAUCCAUCAUAAUGGAUCUUCAAGUUGAUGAUUAUCAGUCGACUGCCUCUCGUCAAACACGUUUUACUGAACAAGAGAAAAAUGAUGUUCGGCAAGAACUGGUUGAUAUUUCAGUUCAGCAUCAAGUGCUUUCACCGUUUACUGCAUUUAUUGGCAUUGAAACGCGAACUGAACAGGAAAGAGCUGCCGUAGCGUCAGUCGGUGACAUGGUUCUUCGAGAAGUACCAAUUGAAAUCAACGGUGGAGGCCAAUCAUCCUUCAAUUGUAGUCCUACAUCUCCAAACUUCUCUCGGUCGUCAUUCAGUGAUGAGGACGACGAAGAGCUAACUUUGUUCACUUCAUAUUCUAAGAAAUCGUAUACCAACCGUAAAAGAGCACGAUCACGAUCACGAUCACGGUCACGAUCACGGUCACGAUCACGGUCACGAUCACGGUCACGAUCACGAUCAGCUCGGCUCAGAGACUCAUCGAGUUCAAUGGAGCAGUUGGAUACUGGCGAUAGUGAAUCAGAAACAGAACAAACAACUGCUAGCAACUCCUCCGAUGUAAUCCGAGAAAUCAUUGCUUUACAAAACUUCAAUGGCCUAUGGUCAACAAACGAUCUCCAACAGAUCGAUGCAUUACUUCAGAAGAAAACCAUUACGGUCGAUUUGAAGAAGAUUAUUAGCGAUUUUCACGAUAAAAUUAAUGAUACGAUAUUAUCAAUAAUCAUCAUGUGCGUUUUGGCAAAAUACUUUCCGACUGAUGAACCAUUAUGGAAACCUUUGGUAAAAAAAUGUGAGAAAGUGUUAGAAGGUCAACUUGGGAACAAUGAAUCAGCUCAGAUAAUAGGCAAUAUAAAACAAUUAAUUUGA